AUGACUACGACGGAAAAUAUUACAAAAAUCACCACCAUUCAAGAAAGGUUAAAGGAUAAGGAAAGCAAAUUCUUAAGUGCCAACGAGGAGGAAGAGGAAGCAGACACAGAAGCAGACGCAGAAGCAGAGGAGCAAAAAGAAACAAUCGAUGAGAGCACAGUAAAAGAAAUUAUAGAAGACCUAAAUUUGUUAAAAGACGUAGAAAUAAAUAAAGACAUUUUAAAGCAAACCAAAAUAGGAGUAACCGUGAAUAAAUUUACCAAAAUAAAAAACGAGGAAAUACAAAAUGUUGCAAAGGAUCUUGUCGAUAAGUGGAAAAAUAUUGCUAUAAAGGAAAAACAAUCCUCAUCCGGUAGUAAAAGUGCAGAAAGUCUGAAGAAAAGAAAAUCUGAUCUAGUCGAAGCGAGUGACAACCACACAUGUUCAGAGGAUUACGAAUUAAAAAAGGUGAAAGUUAAAAAUGCCAAUGAGAGUGACCCGAAUAAUAAGACGGAUGACCCCCCCCUCCACAGCAAAAAUCACAAUAGUGAUAACAUACCAAUAAAAGGAGGCAUAAAAAAUAGCUACCAGUUUAGCCAACUUAAACACAUUAACACAGAUUUAAAGGCACUCUCUGAGUGGAAUUAUAACGGAAAAUUUCACAAUGACGUACUUCGAGAUAAAGCGAAGCAAUUUUUAUUUAAAGCUUUCAUUACCGGGUCAGAUGAUAAUUUGCUCUACCUUAUUGAUAGAAAAAAACUAAACGAAAUUAUAUACAAUAUAGAAAAUGAAUUACACAAAUUUUUUAUCGAAAAAAAACAAUCACAGAAAGAGUAUAAUAUGCAAUUAAAAUCAAUAAAAUUUAAUUUAUGUGAUAAAAAAAACCCAAGUUUUAACGAAAAAAUUUAUGCAGAAUACAUCUCUCCAAAAAGUGUAGCCACCAUGAAUUCUCAAGAAAUGGCUAGCGAUGAGAAAAAAAAGGAACGGAACAAAUGCCUGCAAGAAAGUUUACAGGCUUGUCAGUCCGACUGGGAUGUUAAAAAUAUUCUUUUAAAAAAAAACAGGAAGGGCGAAUUUCAGUGUUUUAAAUGUAAGGGCUAUGAUACUGUCUACCACCAGCUGCAAACUAGGAGCAGCGACGAGCCCAUGACCACCUUCGUCACGUGCUUGAAAUGUAACAACCGUUGGAAAUUCUGA
Plasmodium coatneyi is the source of this 1176-nucleotide messenger RNA. Its product is annotated as Transcription elongation factor S-II. Bases 1 to 1176 code for a protein of 391 amino acids. Gene Ontology annotation, molecular function: nucleic acid binding; zinc ion binding. Gene Ontology annotation, cellular component: nucleus. The record is from RefSeq and is a predicted model, not a curated record. The transcript has a single exon. NCBI's taxonomy places the organism in Eukaryota, Apicomplexa, Aconoidasida, Haemosporida, Plasmodiidae. Gene Ontology annotation, biological process: DNA-templated transcription.